CAUGGAUGAAGGAGCUGACUUGGUAUGUAUCACAGAGACCUGGUUGGGAGAGGCUAGUGGUCCAGUUUGGUCCCAGUUUCCCCCAGAGGGUUACUCUAUGGUGGAGCAGGUGAGAGGAUGUGGGUAGGGAGGUGGGGUAGCUGUGGUCUAUAAGAAUACCAUCUCCCUUACCAGGAUCCCUGUCAGGGAUUUGGGCUAUAUUGAAUGUGUGUACCUAAGUCUAGGGACCAGGGAUAAAAUGGGACUUCUGCUGGUGUACCGAUCACCCCGCUACCCAGUGGACUCCCUGACGGACCUGUUUGCUGAAAUGGCAUUGGAGUGGCCCAGGUUGUUGUUGGUGUUCAAUGUUCAGUUUGGGCCUGGGUUGUUGGGAGUGGCCAUGACAAUUCUGGGCCUAUCAUAAUUGGUCUCUGGACCAACAGAUGAUGCUGGUCAUAAGCUCAGUUUGGUCUUUUGCUCUGAUCAGGGCAGUGCUCCAUGAGUGGGGACUCCUGUCAUCUCCCCCAUGUCAUGGACGGAUCACCAUCUGGUUAAGGUAGAAUUUACCUCUGCAGGGGUGACCUACCUCUGCAGGGGUGAAGGAGCUGUUAGAUUGGUCCACCUGAGAAGGUUAUUGGAUCGGAUAGGAUUCCAAGAAGCCUUAGAAGGCUUAGGGUUGGCUCUGCUAGUGAUUCUGUUGAUGCUCUGGUGCAAACAUGGAAUAAUGAACUGACUAGAGCAGUAGACGCAAUUGCAUCUAAGCAUCCUCCAACUUGCUUUAAAGACAGCCCUGUGGUAUUUGGAUGAACUACGGGAGCUGAAGCGGCGAGGUAGAUGACUAGAGCACAACUGGAGGAAGACUUGGCAUGAGUCUGAUCGGGUACAAUACAGAGCACAUUUGAAGACCUGUGCUCUGGCACUGUGGGCGGCAAAGAAGCAGUCCUUUUCUGUUCAUAUUGCUUCCACAAAUUCAUGUCCAUCUGAGUUGUCUAUGGUUGUGAGGGGGCUAGUAUGUACCCCUCUCCCUUGAAUUCAAACUUGGAACCAUCGGUUACUCACUGUGACAUUUUUAACAACUUCUUUGCAGAUAAAAUCUCUCACAUUCGGGCCAAGCUGGAUUCCACAGCUACUACAGAGUGUACGGUGGAGGUUUCCAGCAACUCCUUUUAUGGGAUUAGAUUGGAUCAUUUUCAGUUUGUGACUCCUGAGGAAGUGAACAAACUGCAUUGGACUGUGCGUCCUACAACCUGUUCUCUUGACCUUGCCCAACUUGGCUGAUCUCAUCUAAUAAUCAUAUUAUCAGAGAGGGUCUGGUAAAUAUUAUAAAUGCUUCUUUGAAGGAAGGCAGGAUGCCUCAUCUUAAGGAGGCUAUUAUUAGAUCACUUUUGAAGAAACCCUCGGAGUUAGCUAAUUAUAGACAUGUUUCUAACUCUCCAUGGUUGGGCAAGGUGAUUUUGAUUGAUACAGAUUAUCUAGACCCAUUUUAAACUGGCUUUCGUGUGGGCUAUGGAGUUGAGACUGCCUUGGUAGGCCUAAUGGAUGAUCUCCAACUGGCUAGCGACAGAGGAAGUGUGACUCUGAUGGUUCUUUUGGAUCUCUGUGGCUUUUGAUACCAUCAACCAUGGUAUCCUUCUGGAUUGCCUAAGGGAGGUGGGAUUGGGUGGCACUGUUAUACAGUGGUUUUGCUUCUACCUCUCUGGUAGAUUCCAGAUGGUGUCACUUGGAGACUGUUGCUCUGCAAAGCAAGAACUAAAGUAUGGAGUUCCACAAGGCUCCAUACUGUCUCCAAUGCUCUUUAACAUCUACAUGAAACCACUGGGAAAGAUCAUCAGGAGGUUUGGUGCUGGGUGUUAUCAAUAUGCUGACGACACCUAGAUUUACUUCUCCAUGUCGACCUCAUGAGGAAAUGACAUAUCUUCCCUAAAUGCCUGCCUAGAGGCAGUAAUGAGCUGGAUGAAGGAUAACAAACUGAAGUUGCAUCCAAAUGAGAUGGAGGUACUGACUGUGGGGGGUCAGGACCCAAGAGAUGGUUUAGAUCUGCCUAUUACAGUCUCCCUGAAAGAUCAGGUACAUAGCUUGGGAGUGCUCCUGGACCCAAAGGUCUCCCUGGUUUCUCAGGUUCAGGCGGUGGCCAGGAGCACUUUUUAUCAUCUUUGGCUGAUAUGUCAGCUAUGUCCAUUUCUAUAGGUAAAUGACCUUAAAACAGUGGUACAUAUGCUGGUAACCUCCAGGCUUGACUACUGUAAUGUGCUCUAUGUGGGGCUGCCUUUGUACAUAGUCCAGAAACUACUAUUGGUACAGAAUGUGGAAGCCAGAUUGGUCUCUGGGAUAACACAAAGUGAUCAUAUAACACCAAUUUUGAAAGAACUGCACUGGCUGCCAAUAUGUUUCUGGGUGAAAUACACAGUGCUGGUUAUAACCCUAUAAAGCCCUUAAUGGCUUGGGUCCAGGCUAUUUAAGAGAGCACCUCCUUUGUCAUGAAACCUGCCACCUUUUACGAUCUUCUGGAGAGGUCUGGUUAUGGUUGCCACCAGUUCGUCUGGUGGUGACCCAGGCUUUCUGUGUGGCUGACCCAGGGCUCUUAUGCUCCCUGCUGAAAUUAGAGCAUCUCCUUCUCUGUUUGUUUUCAGAAAGACCCUCAAGUCUUUCCUGUUCUUGCAAGCUUUUAAUUAGUAUUAAUUUUUAAUAAUUUUAAUAAUUUGUUUUAUAUCAUUUGUAUUGAGUUUUAUGUAUUUUAAUCCAUGAUUUAUAAUAAAAUUUGUACACCACCUAGAAAUGUGUAUAUCAGGUGGUAUAAAAAUAAUAAAACUCACAUUUCUUUACCUUUUUUAACAAUUAGUACAUCCUUGUACUAAAUCCUUGCACUGCGUAGACUAAGGAGACAACACUCUGUACAGUGGUUUUACAAUAAAAAUGGAGAUAUUUCCUGAAGAUCUUUGAUACAAACACUGGUCUCAUUUAUUUAUUUCUCUAUGUAAACCGCUUUGGUAACUUCUGUUGAAAAGUGAUAUAUAAAUGUUAUUAAUAGGUGUAGUUUUGUUACUGGGCUAGUCCUCUUACUGGUUUUGUUUGUUUACCUUUGCUCAGUUUACUUUCCAUUUUUUCCAGUUGACAAGUAGUAUAAUUGAACAGACUUGUCCUGCUUUCCAGGUGUAGGACACAGAAUAGCCAAAUUGUUGCAAAUGUUUGUGGUGCUGUGUUGCACUUCUCCACAGGACAAAUAUGUACGUAAUGGGGUCGACAUGAGUGUGUGUGAUUACUAAAAGCUAUUCUCAUCAAAAUGGUUUUGCAAGCUAUUCUCAUUAGAAAAUGCUUUUGAUUGUCUAGACACAAUAAGACAUCCAUUGUGUUUGGAUUACAGAUGUGGCUCAUUGUUCUUGUCUAAAGCUGAAGCAGUUCUUUGAGACAAAUCCUUGUUGAAUAACUUAGCCAUGGGUGUGAUGUUUUUAUGGCAGAAUAUUUAAAUGGCAUUAGAAACCUCCUAAAGACAUACAAUUCUUAGAUAAUGGGGCAAUAUCUUACCUGUGACACGAAAGGAAUUGAGGUAGCAGAAUUACAGGAAAUGUACAAGAAGUUUGUUCUAGAAUGUCCCAGUGGAUGUCUCUACUUGCAUGAAUUUAAGCAGUUUUUUGACAUCACCAGCCAGAGCGAAGCAUCUGAAUAUGCUGAGCGUGCAUUUCGAUCCUUUGACAGGAAUGGGGAUAAUGUGAUAGACUUCUUGGAGUAUGUAGCAGUUUUAAAUCUGGUUUUAAGAGGGAAACUUGAGCACAAGCUGAAGUGGUCCUUUAAAUUGUAUGACACAGAUGGGAAUGGCUUUCUUGACAAGGCUGAACUAAGGAAAAUGUUGAAGUGUGUCUAUACAGUCAAACAAGGAUGGGCAAGAAAUAUGGAUACUCUGAUGUCAAACCCAGAGGAAGUGUGUGACCGAAUAUUUCAACGAAUGGAUGAAAACAAUGAUGGAAAGCUCUCACUGAAGGAAUUUCUUGAUGGAGUGCAAAAAGAUGACUGGAUAAGGAAAAUGCUACAUCUAGACAUAAAUCCGACAGAAUGGAUUCUUGAACAGAAGAAGAAAAGGAAGGCAGAUGUAUCUGACAAAAUACCAAAGAAAAAAGAUACAUGAUCAUGCCAACACUAGCACUGUAAUGACAUCAAUUAUUUUCUCAGAGAAGCAGUUUAGUUUCAGGAAAUGAAAAGUUAAAAAAAAUUAAAGCCUUUUUCUGAACCACAUUA
Hemicordylus capensis (graceful crag lizard) is the source of this 4209-nucleotide messenger RNA. Its product is annotated as guanylyl cyclase-activating protein 2-like. Gene Ontology annotation, biological process: visual perception. Bases 3485 to 4099 code for a protein of 204 amino acids. Lineage: Eukaryota; Metazoa; Chordata; Lepidosauria; Squamata; Cordylidae. The transcript is spliced from 4 exons. Gene Ontology annotation, molecular function: calcium sensitive guanylate cyclase activator activity; calcium ion binding. Gene Ontology annotation, cellular component: photoreceptor inner segment; cone photoreceptor outer segment. The record is from RefSeq and is a predicted model, not a curated record.